Messenger RNA from Triticum dicoccoides, 1126 nucleotides. Its product is annotated as RPM1-interacting protein 4-like. Lineage: Eukaryota; Viridiplantae; Streptophyta; Magnoliopsida; Poales; Poaceae. The transcript has 4 exons. Gene Ontology annotation, cellular component: plasma membrane. Bases 229 to 945 code for a protein of 238 amino acids. The record is from RefSeq and is a predicted model, not a curated record.
ACUCUUCUCCCCUCCUCUCCUCUCCCAGCUACUCCCUUUUCUCCCUCGCCUAGUCUCGCUAGUCCGGUCCUCCUCCUCCUCCUACCCCCUCCCCUCCUAUUGGCCCUCCCGAUUUCCUCCUCCUCAUCCCUUGAAUGACGCGGCGGUUGCUUCUUCUCUGAAUCCCAUCCAUCCAUCCAGGAGGCCGGCAGGGGCGAGACUCGCCGCCGACGCCCUUCUCCGGCGGAAAUGGCCCAACAUCAAGGAGUUCCUAAAUUUGGGAACUGGGAGGACGAAGGCCAAGGCUACACGCAGUACUUCGAAAACGCCCGCAUGGGCAAAUCUCCGGGGAGGCCUGUCAACCAAAACGAUCGCAAUGAAGGCGCUGCACAGGCACCCUCGAACGACCCGCCGUCGGUCAAGGCCUCCCCCUUGAGGCCGGGGUCCGAGCCGGGGCUGCGGAAGAACAGGGACGAAAGGCGUGCCACCCGAGAAGACGACCUCCGUCGCCACGAGGCCGCUGCCCGGAAAACGCAUGCCGAGUCACCUAACCACAGAUAUGGUGACCAGACCAACUACGACGGCGCUGCAAGGAAAGCAAGCAAUGAGAGGUCACCCAUCCAUCCUCGGCAGCAGGCAAGGCUUGCAAACAAAGGUGGGGUUUCAUCUCCUAUUGCGGAUCGUAGGGGUUCUGCUCCCACCACACCUGGAAGGUCCAAGAUGAGGCCAACCGGGCGCGGCGAUGAAACGCCCGAGAGAGGAUCAGCUGUGCCAAAGUUUGGAGACUGGGAUGAGAAAGAUCCUUCGACUGGUGAAGGUUUCACUGACAUAUUUGAGAAGGUGAGGGAGGAGAAGCAGUCCGGUGCGGAUACUGUCGGCACCAGCCAUGCAUACAAGGACCGCUACAACCAAGGGGACAGAUAUGAAUCUUCGGGCUGCUCAUGCUUCAGCUGGUUCAAGAAGUGACACCCACCCUGUCUGUAACAUACCUGUGGCGAUUGUAUCUUUGUGAAAUGAGUAGCCAAAUCUGUUGUUUUGUUGAGAUGUUAUGUUAUAGCGAGACAUGUAUCGGAGCAUGAAUUAUUCACAAGGCUGUGAUUCAGCAUUUUCUUGAGCAUUUGUAAUCAGUGGUUGGUUUCCUGAGUUU